Molecule: messenger RNA, 1486 nt
Organism: Lathyrus oleraceus (garden pea)
Lineage: Eukaryota; Viridiplantae; Streptophyta; Magnoliopsida; Fabales; Fabaceae
Product: histone-lysine N-methyltransferase ASHR2
Exons: 1
Coding region: 181-1260 (359 amino acids)
Molecular function (GO): protein binding
Source: RefSeq, a predicted model, not a curated record
AAGAAGAAAAUAAUAAGAUAUGUCUGUUGUUCUAUCAGAUCUGUCGAGGCUCAUACUCUUGCCUAUUCUCUCUCUCUUCAAUCCUCACUGAAUCCCUUACCACCACUUUGGCCAUCACAUUUCUGAAUCUUGAAUCCUAAAACCUGUCAAGUGAAGCAAAUUCAUCCAUAUCCAAAACUCAUGGCUGUUCCAACUUCAACCACUCUCUUAAAAAUGGAGAACAUACCUAACAAAGGUAGAGGCCUCAUUGCAGCACAAGAUCUCAAAGCUGGCCAAAUAAUCCUCACCGAAUCCCCUCUCCUUCUCUACUCAGCUUCACCUCUCUUCUCUCCUUCACCCUCCCCUUACUGUCACCAUUGCUUCAGAACCCUACCACCUUCACAAAUAUUUUCAUGUCCUUCUUGCUCAAACUACCUUUUCUGCAGCCAGAAGUGUCUCUCCAUUGCCCUUAACUCCUCUCACUCUUCUUGGACAUGUCAAACACUCUCUCAUCUUCAAAACCCCGCUUCACCUUUAUCAGAAAAACCAUCUCAACUCCAACUUCAAGCUCGUUUCAUUGUUGCUGCUUACAAUCUUGCUAUUCGCACCCCUUCAGAUCUUCAAGCUUUACUUUCUCUUCAUAGUAUUCCUAAUGAUGAUGAAAGUGAUGCUAUAGUUUAUGCUUCUAAGUUCAUUCAUUCUCUUAUCUCGCCUUUUUGUCCACCCCACAUGAAUUUUUCGCCUCAACUAGCAGCUAAACUCAUUGCAAUAGAAAGAGCAAACUCUUUUUGCUUAAUGGAACCUUAUUCACCAAAUGGGCCUCAAAGAUCAAUUAAGGCUUAUGGAAUUUACCAAAGAACUACUAUUUGUAACCAUGAUUGUAUUCCUAAUGCAUGCAGGUUUGAUUAUGUGGAAACUGGUGAGCCUGGUGAUGAACAUAAUACUGAUAUUGUUCUUAGGUUGAUUAAGGAUGUUAGUGCUGGAAGUGAGAUCUGCAUAAGCUACUUUAGAAUUAAUAAGGAUUACUCAACAAGGAAAAGAAUCUUGAUGGAGGAUUUUGGUUUUGUUUGUGAGUGUGAUCGGUGUAAGAUUGAAGCAAAUUGGAAUGAGGGGGAGAACAAGGACAGUGAUCUGCCACAUGUGAUUUUCUUGUCCAAGUUUGUUUGUGAUAAGGUGAAUUGUGCAGGUACUUUGGCUCCUCUGCCUCCAAAAGAUGGUGAAAAAUGUAAUGUUCUUGAGUGUAACUUUUGUGGUAAUUUGAAAGUUGACUCUACCACUUAAGUUCAGUUUGGAUUACUUUUCUAAGUUUUCUUUUGUUAAAAUGUUUGGACUUUUGUGGAAGGACUUAUUUAGACUUUGUUUGAAACGUGUGUGGUGAUUGCUCUUGUCUUCUAGCCAUGGUUAGAAAUAGUAACAUGUUGCAAUUCUGUAUUUUAUAACUUGAUUCUAUGAGAAAUGUCUAAACUUUUAUAGUAAUUAAUAUGAAUUUGGUGGGCUUGUUUUACUA